AUGAAGGUCCAGACCGCCCUCCCCAUCAUCGUGGCUCUCGUCUCGGGCGCCCAGGCCGCUAGCACCAUCGUGCGAUGGCACGGCUGCGGUGGCGAGAACCAGCAGACGCAGACCAACGGCGACGACUGCACCAACGUGAGCGGCUUCAAGACGGAGAACCUGUGCAAGGUGGAGGUGCCGCCGCCCGGUACCGACCGCUGCGAGUUCUACACCACCAUGUGCGGCAACCCGUUCGGCACGACCUACUACUGCAACGCUGGACAGACGUGCGAUGCGUCGUCGUGGGAGGCGAUUGACUCGUACCGAUGCUACCAGUGA
Messenger RNA from Purpureocillium lilacinum, 318 nucleotides. RefSeq lists its product as uncharacterized. The record is from RefSeq and is a predicted model, not a curated record. NCBI's taxonomy places the organism in Eukaryota, Fungi, Ascomycota, Sordariomycetes, Hypocreales, Ophiocordycipitaceae.